Messenger RNA from Protobothrops mucrosquamatus (brown spotted pit viper), 639 nucleotides. RefSeq names its product centrosomal protein of 97 kDa-like. NCBI's taxonomy places the organism in Eukaryota, Metazoa, Chordata, Lepidosauria, Squamata, Viperidae. Gene Ontology annotation, cellular component: U2 snRNP. Gene Ontology annotation, molecular function: U2 snRNA binding. The transcript is spliced from 4 exons. The annotation marks the transcript as partial. The record is from RefSeq and is a predicted model, not a curated record. Gene Ontology annotation, biological process: mRNA splicing, via spliceosome.
ACUCUACUACUGCAUGGAAAUAUCAUAACUUCAUUGCGUUCAGCACCUUCUUGUUUACCUCAAGGCCUGACUAUUUUUUCAUUGGCAGAAAAUGAAAUUAGAGAUUUGAAUGAGAUUUCUUUCUUGACCUGUUUUCCUAAACUAGAGCAACUCUCAAUUAUGAACAAUCCUUGUGUGAUGGCAACCCCUAACAUUCCGGGUUUUGAUUACCGACCAUUUAUUGUCAGUUGGUGUCUCAGUCUUAAAGUAAUUGAUGGGUAUGUGGUUUCUCAGAAAGAAAGCUUGAAAGCAGAAUGGCUUUAUAGUCAAGGAAAGGGAAGAUCAUUCCGACCAGGCCAGCACCUUCAGUUAGUACAAUAUUUGGCCAGUGUUUGUCCUCUUACUACUAUGUUUGGACUCCAAACAGCAGAGGAUGCCAAACUGGAAAAAAUACUACAUAAGCAAAGGUUGCAUCAAAGACAAUUGCUGUAUCAGAGCCAUGCUAAUGAGUCACCUGUAUCCUCAACUCUGAAUAAAGAGCUACCCAUUACUAAUGAGCCAAACAGUCCUGCCCAUGUACAACAAGAAAUGGCUGAAAGUGGUAAGAAUGCAUAUCCAGUGUUUUAUCACUCGGCCAGUGGUGACCCACUUGCUCCAUAG